Messenger RNA from Drosophila sulfurigaster albostrigata, 1443 nucleotides. RefSeq lists its product as uncharacterized. The transcript has 3 exons. Lineage: Eukaryota; Metazoa; Arthropoda; Insecta; Diptera; Drosophilidae. Bases 731 to 1300 code for a protein of 189 amino acids. The record is from RefSeq and is a predicted model, not a curated record.
AGUAUUUCUGAGUAUUUCUCAGCCUCGUGGCGCUUACAAAAUUACCAAACUGCCCUUCACGGCAUCUUGCGGUUGCGGAUGAUGCGCUGAGACACAGACACAGACUCCGACUCCGAUUCCGACUGCCCAUCAACUAGAUGACGAUGAUGAUGUUGCUGAUGUUGAUCUCCAAGAUUAUUUACCCACACGUCAAACCACAAGCUGAUGCUCAGCUGUCAGUCAAAGCCAAAAGACAAUGGACAAAUACUGAAACCAAAAAGCAAACCAAAACCAAAAUCGAUACGAAAACCGUUUCCAAAAAACUAAAUGCUCUAAUCGCUGCGCAACCGCUGCGAUUAUUGGCAUUGAUAUGAGAUCCAAACUGAUUUGUUUACGCAUCUCAGUUGCGUUCGCUUAAGUACACAGAUCGCAAUAAAUUUGUAUUGCGAGGUGUGUGCAAAUCAUUGUUGAAUGGCAAAAACAAAUUGAUGCAAUAACUGGGAUAGCGAAGAUGAGUUUCAAAUAAUCCACAAUUCAUUGAUGAAGUAAUAAACGCACCUCGUCCAUAUGAAAUGUAGACGCAUUUACCAUUUAAUUGGCCCCACACAGUUCCGACAAUUAAACGAGCAAGCGGCCGAUCAGUGAGCCACUUCAUUAUCGGAAAAGGCCAAUGCCAACGCCUGUCUGUCUGUCUGUCUGAUCACCAAUUGUUUGGCAGUUGAGAGUUCGGGUACAAAAGGCAAACAUCGUGAUGAAAUUCAGUUUGCGCAUCUUUCUUAUGUUCAUUGCUUGGCGCUUGUGUCCCGCAGUGCAACUCUUGCCGAACAUGGGAUACUUUAUUGUGGUGCAGCAAUUCGAGUGCGUCGUCAACGAACAAUUCAUUACCAAAGCCAGCUGCGAUGUUGUAACUCCACGCAACAGAAGCAUCAAUGCCGAACUUGUGUUGCUGCAGCCAUUCAAGGCGUUGGGCGGCUCUGUGAAAGUAUCCAUACCGAAGAAGAGAGUCUUCACACAGAUAUUUGACAUCACCUUCGAGCUGUGCAAAGUGCUGCGAGAACGAAAACGCAAAGCGCUGAUCGAUAUUAUUCACAGUCUGGCGAAUAUGGGGAGCAAACACAUUCAUUGCCCUCUUCUUGAGGGACAUUACAAGGUACAGAAUGUUACGAUAGCCGACUCAUUGCCUCCAUUGCUCACAGAGUCACCGUUCUUGUUGCAAUUCACUUGGUUCUUGCCACGUGUGGCGACUGUCAUGAAUGUCACAGUGCUUGCGCAUUUAUACGACAUCAGCAGGGAACACAAUGGGAAAAAGAAGUAUUUUUAAAAAUAAAUGAGUAAUUCUUAAGCAAAAAAACAUAUAUCAAAACAUUUUUUUUACUUUAAGUAAGAUGAAUAACUAAUAACUCUUAAUUACCACUUUAAUUAAAGCUAAGAAUGAUUUUGGAAUUAUAUUUCUUUUUAAUAUAA